GAAGGACGUGGAGUUACAAGCUCUCGUAAAAUCUGCCAACAGAGUCUCAGAAGCGUGUAUAUUUUCUCAACACCGACCGGUUUCGUGAUAUUGAGAGACAAAGACUAUCCGAAUAUUCUGCUAACCAGCAUGGGUCGAGUCACUGAUUGGAUUGUGUCAUCCUUGCAGUCAUGUAUAUCGUGUGUAUCUGUCAAUGAUGGAGACGCCAGACCGGCAAAAGCCAAGAAGAGAAAGCCACGGAAAUUCCGGAUGAUGAAAUCUGCUGCUGUCUCGCCACACCACGAUUAUCCUAAAGAUAAAACAACUGCCAAAGCUGAUGUCAGCAGAACGCAUGCAGGAGAUUUCCCUUGUACUAAGGGGAGACCACUCCCAAUGCCUUUCACCUCUGGAUGUAAACGAAACAAAGUGGAACCUACCAAGGCUAACAAGAAAAUAAAGGGAGCUCACCCAUGCAAAUGUUGCGUGAACACACAGCACGACCCAUACAAGAUCAAACUGCGUUUGUCUUCCAAACUUCACCAACAUAAUGUCGAUGAGCGCGUGUGUACCACCGCUGGAGAUAAAGACGUGGUGAUGAAGAACAUUGACCAGGAGGUUCGGGAGAAAGUUGACAGAAUGUUCGGAAAGUCAGAAACAACCAGGAAAUACACGAAUAGAUCAAACGGCAGCGUAGCAGCAAGAAAGACAAAGAAGCGUGGACUCCAGGCUAAGCCGAUGGAAUCAAACAAUGUGCCAGGACAUGUUAGAAUCGAAAACCUACCACUCAGGAAGAAUGGCACUGAAGACACGGAAGAGGUGCCAUCCACUGACAGUGUAUCUACGAAGGAUAAAAUGUCCCCAUCAGCUGUAACGGGUGGAAACAACACUGAUGGCUAUUGCAGUCAUGAUGAUGAUGACGAUGUCGUCAUUGGCAACCCAACACCUGUGCCAUAUUCUUACAAACUGAACUACAGUAUACCAGUAUACCCAGAUGAUCAUGAUGAUGAUUACGAUAUCGUCAUUGGCAACCCAACACCCGUGCCAUAUUCUUACAAACUGAACUACAGUAUACCAGUAUACCCAGAUGAUCAUGAUGAUGAUGACGAUAUCGUCAUUGGAAACUGAACGCUAAUGCCAUGUUCUUAUAUACAGAAGUGCAAUGUACCUUCAAACCAAGAUGGUCAUGGUUAAUGUUUUAAGAAUUAAAAGAACGAAGAUUGUAUUUUGUCACGAUUUCGUUUUAGAAAACACGAUUGGAUUUGAUUAUUAUAAAUAAUGAUGGCUACAGAAAUGAAGAAUGCAGUAUCUAUACUGUUCCUGGUAUCUUGUC
This is a messenger RNA of Haliotis rubra (blacklip abalone), 1309 nucleotides long. RefSeq lists its product as uncharacterized. NCBI's taxonomy places the organism in Eukaryota, Metazoa, Mollusca, Gastropoda, Lepetellida, Haliotidae. The record is from RefSeq and is a predicted model, not a curated record. The transcript is spliced from 4 exons. Bases 130 to 1104 code for a protein of 324 amino acids.